AUGACUGGUCGCGGAAAGGGUGGAAAAGGAUUGGGAAAGGGAGGAGCGAAGCGUCAUAGGAAGGUUCUGCGUGAUAACAUCCAGGGUAUUACAAAACCAGCCAUUCGCCGUCUUGCUCGUCGUGGUGGUGUCAAGCGUAUUUCUGGAUUGAUUUACGAAGAGACUCGUGGUGUUCUGAAGGUUUUCCUUGAGAACGUUAUUCGUGAUGCUGUCACCUACACGGAGCACGCUAAGAGGAAAACCGUUACUGCUAUGGACGUCGUCUAUGCUCUGAAGCGUCAAGGCAGAACUCUGUACGGAUUUGGAGGUUAAGUUGUGCAGACGGUUGGGAGAAAAUACACAAACGGCCCUUUUCAGGGCCACCAAGUAUUUUUAACAAAGGAUCUCAUUGUUUCAACUAUACAUUGUACUUUCUAA
This is a messenger RNA of Habropoda laboriosa, 417 nucleotides long. RefSeq names its product histone H4. The transcript has a single exon. The record is from RefSeq and is a predicted model, not a curated record. Gene Ontology annotation, biological process: nucleosome assembly. Gene Ontology annotation, molecular function: protein heterodimerization activity; DNA binding; structural constituent of chromatin. Gene Ontology annotation, cellular component: nucleosome. NCBI's taxonomy places the organism in Eukaryota, Metazoa, Arthropoda, Insecta, Hymenoptera, Apidae. Bases 1 to 312 code for a protein of 103 amino acids.